This is a messenger RNA of Manduca sexta (tobacco hornworm), 1271 nucleotides long. RefSeq lists its product as uncharacterized. The transcript is spliced from 3 exons. The record is from RefSeq and is a predicted model, not a curated record. NCBI's taxonomy places the organism in Eukaryota, Metazoa, Arthropoda, Insecta, Lepidoptera, Sphingidae. Gene Ontology annotation, molecular function: hormone activity. The coding region runs from base 306 to 881 and encodes 191 amino acids. Gene Ontology annotation, cellular component: extracellular region.
AUUAACUUAAUGUGUAUAGGCGAUUUGAAGUUUUGAAUUCAUUCAGCUUCUUUUGUGUCCGACUACUUGUUAGGUACGAGAUAGGGCUGUUCUAAAAAUCGGCUUUUAAUAUUACUAUUCACAACCUGCAUGAUUACACUACUGGCUAUAGGGCUGUUAUACUAUACCAGUCUUUUUUAUAUGUGCACGGCAAAGUGACCCCUUGAGAGAUGAUUAUUAAUCGGCAGUAGACACAAUUAUGCCGGCAUGUUAGAACCGGAUAUACAUUGGCUGAUCCCCGAACGCGACACACUGCGUGGGCCACUAUGGCGGGCUUUAACAUCUUUUGUACGGUAGUCGAUAUCCGGGCGGAUUUAAAAUAUAUCUUAGCAUCAAUAAACUUCUUUCCAGUCAGUUGUAUCCAGGUUAGACCGACUAUUUUAAUAAGCCGUCGAGUGUUCUGCUGCCGCGCGGCUGAUGAUUCGCUUGUCCUGUCUCGACCAUCACCCAACGCGCUCUUCACCUGGAUAAGCAAGCUGUACAUUUUAAUAAUAUUAUUUGGAAAUAACUGGUUUAAUGUUGUUCACGGCGACCGGGUAUACAACAUAAACGACAAGGUGCUCAGUUGCAGUGGGUGGCUAUCUACGAUUAUAUAUAACUUUUGCAAUAACCAUUAUAAAAUUGUAAAGAGGGAUACAUCACUUAUGAUAGAAAAAAUGGCACCUAAAGAUCUCCAAAAAAAGACGAUUAAACAUAGUUUAUUAGAAGCAGAUAGAUGGAGGCGCAUGCGCAGACAGGUGGCAAACGAAUGCUGUUUAAGAGCUUGCACGGUCGCAGACAUUAUAAUGUACUGUCCAAACGAUGCGAAAUUGUUGCAAGAAAAUCCAGACAUUUUUGACUAAUGAAAAAAAUCUAUUAAUCGAGUGGAAGCGUUAAAGGUCUAAUUUGGAGAAUCUGAAUUGUCAGUCAGGCAGUCCUUGUGGACUAUGGUCUAAUUUUUUACCGAACUGGCAACGGGUUCAUUUCCUUUAAUUUAAUAUUAUGGGGUAAUGAAAGCAAUUUCGUUGUCAUUUUGCUUCGGUGAUUCAGGCGUACGAUAUGCUAUGUUACUUAUUAGUGUAAGUACAGUGUACUAUAUAGAAAGUAUUAUUAUUUAUAAAAACUAAUGUAAGUGUAAAUAAAUAAUUGAAAUUUGAAGUGUAUCGUUAAUUUUAUUUGUUCUGUUGAUAAAUUGCACGUACCUAAUUUGUUAAAAGCCAUUUAAAUAUUUUUUCAUUAACACAGAUUUGAUU